ACAUCCCCCCCCUCCCCGUUCGCUCGCGCUCAACCUCUCCGCCCAGUCAUUCAUUCAUAUUUGGUCUUCCGGAAGUAUCUCAGGGUCGGGCCAGUCAGUGCCUGCGCGAGCUGACUCGUGGGUGCUGCAUGGCUGACUGUACGGACAAAGGCGUUGGUGUCAAACCCUGAGCCAUGCGCGCUGACAGAUGAACGUACUUAAUUUGUGAUGAAAACCACGGGAAGGAGGACUGGACCUGCUACCAUGACAGCGCGACGUUCAAGCUCAUUGCGUUGCAUUCUUACAAACUGCAUGGCAUUUAAGCACUUUUGCAAAUAUUACACAUAUUGGUAUUGAAUUAUGUUACGAUUAUAUAGGUCAGAACUGUAAAAAUCUUCCUUAGUACUAAGUAGUGUUGGCAUCCUGUCAAAUUGUUCAUUUCCAAAGAAUUUGUCUGUUUUUAGUGUGUUUGUGAUAUUGGUAGCCUAAAGGUGCGAACUUCCUAAGUGUGUAUUUAUGCAACACAAUCUAAAACCUUUAAUAACAAAUUGCAAUCAUAUUGUGUCAUUCAUAUUAAAAAUAAAGUACUGGUGGGUUUCUUGGUUUAAUUAUAUUGUGUCUAAAUAGUAUGCCAUAAUAAAAUAUAAUAAUGCUGUUUAUAAAAAAUUUAUAAAAACAAUAAAAGUGCUUUAUUGUUUUAAUUUACUGUCAGAAGUGUUAUAAUAAAGGCUGUUAGUGUAUUGUUAACAUAUUAGAGGUUGAUACAAAUGAAAACAACUGCUAAAAUAUGAUCCACCAACUGUUUCCUCUGAAAUGCGAUUUAAGCUUUCAAAAUAUAUUAAGGCUGGAUUUGUUGAUCUAUUAGACCAUAAUGACACAACUUGAUAAUGAAAGUAUCUGAAUUAGUAAAUUCAGAAUGAAAUAGUAAUUGUUAAAUUCCAUUAUAAUAGAAAAAGACUUUUAAGCUUAUAAAAUAACAUGUCAAGAAGGUUGUGUUCUUAUUGUUUUUUGUUUUUUUUUCUAUGUAAUGAGUUGCUCAGGGAUGUCAACAUCUGAUCCUACUCAUCCUACUGCUGAAUAUUGAUGCCUUAGAGGAGUAGAAGGUUCUGACUGAUGGCAGUGCCAGUGACAUGGGUGAAAAUCAGCAGUUACGUCAGAUGGGCAAACAAAUGGAAAAGAGGUUGCUAUGCGCAAACAACAAGCACUGGACAGGAUAGGUGAGACCAUUCCACAUAUUAAGUGGAUUGACCUUUCUGCAACCAAAGAUUGCCAAAUGUCUGUGGGUCAAGAGGGCGAGUUAUCAGACGAGGGGCUCUCAUUGAGUGCUGAAUCUAAGAACAAAGAUGCGUUUCUUGUUCCACCACAAGACCAGACAGAAGUUGUAAAGGAUUACAGCAAGCAGAACUCUGUGAGCAGUGAGCAGAACUCACCAAAAUAUGAAUCAAAUUCAAACCAGACGAGUCCUCUUGAAAACCAGACUGUUAAAAAUAAAAUUCUUACUUUUGAUGAGAAUACAAGGAGUCUACCAACAAACAUGCAGCUGAUACCCAAGAUGGAGUCUGAUAAUGCUAGGACCGAAGUUUGCGAAGUACCAACCAAAGCUACAAACAUUGCUAAGAUCUCAACCAAUGAUUUACUAGAGAUUAAGGUUCAACGACAAUCUAUUUUAAAUAAAGGUUUCUAUAAUGAUAAACCACCAUCACCUGCCGGAAACAACCGCAAAAGCAAGGAGUUGUGUACCCAUAAUAAGACACAGGUUGUUGAUGUGGCACAUGCAAGAGAGAGUAAACUUGGGAUGGACAUAAAUGCAAACAAAGAAAGAUUAGAAUAUAGUAAAGACUGCACUGAAGAUUAUAAAACACAAAUUCUAUGUAAUGUAAGAGAGGAGAGACUUGAUUUCAGAAGGACCAUGGCAAUGAGUGCAGGAGAUUUUUUGGGACAAAAUGAAGGGGACGAGGUAUUAGAUUUAAGCCUCCCAAAAAAGAAAGAUCGAAGUAAGGAGAGGCAGAGUGAAUGGGUUGUUGAUCCUGAAUAUGAAGGUUCACUUCAUAUGGAAGUUGAUGAAAUUGAGGAUGAGCCUCAACAUGUAGAAGUGGAGCAGGAGGACGAUAAUGAAAUGUGCUGGAUUCCAUUAGUAAGUGAAGGUAAUACAUAUCUCCCACAGUAUUGGGAUGGACAUUUGUCCUCCCCUUCGAUUGAAGCCAUGCCAAAUCCUUCAUACCCCACCAUCAUAACUCCAGAUCCGAUGGAUACUCUACUAAUAGAUGACCAGGGCAUUCCUUACACACUCACCCCAGAUGGACAGAAAGUCCCACAAAUUGACAAUAUACAACAUGCUGAGGGGCUUUCUGAAGAAACAGCUCUAAGCCCAAGGCAAGUUGAAGAUAAGACCUCUUCCUUUGCUGAUAUACAGGAAAUUGCAGACUCAAGACUGCAGACACAACCCAAUUCACUGUGCACAAAUAUGUGUCUAGGUCAUGUCUCAGUGGAAACCUCACAAGUUGCCCCGAACCUUGAGCCAAAAUCUUCUUACAGUUCCGUAGCUCUUGCUAAAAGCUCCAUCAUGCCUGCUGUGUCUGACUUGGCAUCAGUUCCCAUUCAGAUUGUGGCAAAUACUACAGGGUCAAACACUCCCAUUCUUCUUCUUCCUCCAUCUCAGCUUCAGUCGCUUUCCUCAUCAGCCUCUAAGGCUAACCCAGGGCUAAUUACCCUUUCUUUACCGAUUCCUCUUAGUCAGAACACUCAGUCCUCCCCCAUGUUUUUAGUUUUGUCAUCUCCUCAGGUGUCCUCAACUCAGAGUUCGUCCUCGCCUGGGCAAUUAUCUCAAAUUUCCUCCUCUUCCACUGCUGCACUUCCCUUAGCUACUUGUCCACUUGAUUUGGGAUCUACAUUAAGUUCACGUCCGUCACUUCUCAGCCUCAGCACGGUUUCCUCCGCCACCACUACAGACAUCUCAGGAUUGAAUAACCCCUCUAAUCUUCCUGCUAGCCCUACCUCAUCAACUGCUUCCUCUAGCACUUCCACAGUGACCUCUACAAGUCCAACCAAGCAAUUCAGCACUGAUGCCUUCUCUGACACACCAGUGCCCACUUCCUUUCGGGAGGCUCUUCUCAGAUUGGCUGUGUCUGUGGAGAAGAAACAAGAAAACCAGCCUGAGAUGCAUUCGGUCACUACUCCUUCCUCGGGUUCUGAAGCAACUAAGUCAGAUUCCUCUGCCACAGUACAUGACAGUAAAAACCAUGAGACAGAGGUAAACUGUGACGGUGAGACUGAGUCUACCUCGGUAGACCAAACAGACUCAUUAGAUACCAUCUCUUCCACAUCACCCCUUCGUCCCAUAUCACCUGUAAUUCCCAUCAAUCACCCAAAGAACCAAGACCCGCAAUCAUUAGGCCCACGUCGCAUUCUUUACUGUCAGUACUGUCCGCGGGUCUUCUACUAUCUUUCUGACCUUGAGCGCCAUUCCAUCACACACUCCCAAAGCAAACCCCACGUAUGUCAUCUUUGUGGCAAGGCGUUCAAAAGAUCAAGCCAUCUUGAGCGACACAAACACAUUCAUACAGGUCAAAGAAACUUUGUGUGCCAGCUUUGCCCGAGGCGUUUCCGUGAAUCAGGGGAGCUAUUGAGACAUCAGAGAGUACACACCGGUGAGAAACCUUUUCAGUGCUUAAUAUGCCACAUGCGUUUUGCAGAGCGCAACACACUGCGACGUCACACAAAGCGCAAGCACCAAGGCCAGCAUUUGGAGGCGAUGGACAUGAAGGUCAAGCCAGAAAGUGGAGGGAUUUCCCUCGCUGGUAUACAAGGAGAGUCCGAAGAGAAUGCAGAGUGGUACAGUUCAACAGUUCCUGAAAUGGAGUCCGACAGUGACACAGGGGGAGAAUGAACUUCAUGAGGGCAUGAACAAAUAGAUUUUCUUUCUUCUUUUUUUUUUAAGUUUCAAGAUAAGCUUAGUUGUAAAUACGUUUAUUUAUUCUGUAUUGAUAUAAAAAUUCUUUACUUCUCACUAGUCUCAUAUAAUUGUCUAUAUUUCAUUCCAUUAACUCUUGAGACCUUUACUGGUGAUGACUGAACCCUGCAAUAUUCACUUCAAAUUCAUUCUAAUAAGCUUUAGUUAUUAAGAUAGACCUCUUCAUAAAAAAACAACAACAUUUGUUUUGAUUCUUCAUCUUGAAUAACUUUGAAUUACCAUUUUUUGCUACUUAUUUAUUGUUCUCAUUUCAGUUGUUCACAUGUACAGCUUUCAAGGGUGUGAUGUAGUUAUUGUAAAAGACUAUAGAGACUUAUUAUCAAUAUUUAUAAUUUUAUAUUAUGAUAUAUUGAAGUAAUGAUACAGUGACUAGGAAUUGCCUCAUCAGUGCAUCAGUACAUCUCUAAAUCAUGACGAGGCCCGCAGAUUUUGUGGCCACAAAACUCAGCAGAUUUCCAUAGAAUUGGAACAUACGUCAUUCUCAAAGUUCUAAACAUCUUCCAGUCCUUUCACGUUCAUUUAUUAUGUAUGGCUAAUUUGAUCAUGAUUUGGUGCUUCGUUUUUCUUGUCUUGUCUUUCAAAUAUGUUCAAUACAAGCGCAUUGCGACUGAUUUGUUAUACUCCACCUGACCUGCAGAGGACAGUAUGGUGUUGUGUUUUCGUUAUCCUCUUUCAGACUCGAGUUCUCAUGCUGGGAUCUUCUGACCUGGCUACUGUUGUCACGUACACCUUUGUCUUUUGUUGUUUUUAUUGGCAUUUUCUGUCAUCUACUUUGACUAGUUCUUAAAGCAACAGGUUGGGCUACGAGAGUUGCUACCAAGUAGACUAAUGACUGCAGUCAAUUCCAUGCACAUGGCAGAGGUCGUUCACAGACACGCUCAUGUGUAGGUGGAUAAAAAAUUUGUGCUUCAUGAGUGGACCCCAUUGAUGAAACAGUGUACAAAUUUACUAUGGAAAAGUGCAGCAUGCUCCUGGUAACAGAGUGUAGUACUCCUUUAAAACAUUUGAUCAUGGUUUCUGUAAAAUCCAUUUUAUAUCUACAUCUGUUCUACAGAAUUCUACAAAUUUCCCCCAAAAUGUAAAAAAAAAAAUGCUUCUCAUUACUCAAAUUUUAUAUUUCAUAACAUUUUCAGAUAUUAUGCAUUAUAAAACAUUUUGCUUUGUGUUCAUUUCGGUUUCUCUCGCUUGGCAAUUUUUCCAGAAGGGAGAAUUUAUGGUCAAUUUAUGGUCUUUUCCUUCUUCAGGGGCCUGUUUCAUUUUGUUAGCCUGAAAUUAUGCUUUUCAUCUGGACAAAAUUUUUACUUCCUCUCUUGGUAGGUUGUCAGACAGCUGUUACAAAUUGUUGCAGAAAGUUUUUAUUAGAAGUUCAUAGGACAUAUGUUCUUUCUGAUAUGAUAUAAUUUAAUUUAUUUAAGGGAAGUUUUCAACUUUGAGUUGAAGUUUUCAACUUUGAACUUUGGUCUAACUUAUUAGUUUAAAAAAAAAAAAAAAAAUCAGUUCUCUGUUUGAUAAGUUAUGUAGCUUGAAAAAAGGUUUAACCCCCUCCUGAUUAAUUUAUGUUUACGUAAUUUGCCAUGUAAAUAACCAAGCAUCAUGCACGGACUGGACACCUUGGGCCAAUCUAAAAUUCUGUUGGUUAAAUUUCAGAUUUGAUUAAGAAUCUGAAUAUUUACACACACUAAUUAAAGUGUGUCAAGCCCUUUUCUUUUCCGGUGGUUCCCAUGCUUAAUUAACUUUGCUUUAGGCUCAUGGCAGCACAUAUUCUGCAUGCUGUGGAAACGUCCAGCUGCUGAACAAUAUCACUUAACUUGAUUUGUAGAGUUGUUUACAUAUUACUGUGUUCAUAUAUAUUCAGAUUGGUUUAGUGUUUUUAUUGAGCACAUUUCACAGUAGAUUUACCAUGCAUUUCAUAAAUGUUUAGUUCCUUCUUACAAUUUAAAGAUGAAUGCUCAGUGUGUUUAACUAACUAAGAACAAUCAUGCACCAAUGAGAACUAUUUAUUUAUGGUGAAAAUGUAUAUAUUUAAAAUGGUGUGUUAUGUCACAGAACACUUAUAUAUUUAAUACACGAUUUAAAAAUAAGACUGAUGCAGAUAUUUAAACAGCCUUCUGUAACCUGUCACAGGAUUUUGAAUAAAAUGAAUCAAAUCGAAA
Messenger RNA from Ctenopharyngodon idella (grass carp), 6102 nucleotides. Its product is annotated as zinc finger protein 236. The transcript is spliced from 4 exons. Gene Ontology annotation, biological process: regulation of transcription by RNA polymerase II. Lineage: Eukaryota; Metazoa; Chordata; Actinopteri; Cypriniformes; Xenocyprididae. Gene Ontology annotation, molecular function: DNA-binding transcription factor activity, RNA polymerase II-specific; RNA polymerase II cis-regulatory region sequence-specific DNA binding. Bases 1166 to 3865 code for a protein of 899 amino acids. The record is from RefSeq and is a predicted model, not a curated record.